Messenger RNA from Mesocricetus auratus (golden hamster), 1587 nucleotides. RefSeq names its product keratin-associated protein 10-1-like. The record is from RefSeq and is a predicted model, not a curated record. The transcript has a single exon. Lineage: Eukaryota; Metazoa; Chordata; Mammalia; Rodentia; Cricetidae. Bases 361 to 1320 code for a protein of 319 amino acids. Gene Ontology annotation, cellular component: keratin filament.
AGCCAACCCUGCCCACUCACCUGGGCUGGAACUCAGGGCUACUCACUGCCUAGUGGAGCAGCCCGGGUGAUGAGGCAUGUGGCAUGUGCACAAAGCCAGACCCAGCAUGGGCAAGGCUCCACUAAGCACACAGCACCUUCAGGCCCUAACCAGUACCACGUGGAGCUCGGGAGGAGUGAGUCUCCUAUGAAUAAACAGAUUAACAAGGGCUUUCAGGACGCAGCUUAAAACACCCACGAGGAAGGAAGGUUCUGGAGACUUCCGGCUGGAAACAUACCCAGUCUGGUAUAAAAGCUGACAGCAUAGCACAUCACAAUACACAUUGCCUCACUCACAAGCUCCUACCACCCAGCUCCCGCCAUGGCCGCCUCCACCAUGUCUGUCUGCUCUGACGCUUGCACCAACUCCUCCUGGCAGGUGGACAACUGCCCAGAGAGCUGCUGUGAGCCCAGCUGCUGUGUCCCCAGCUGCUGCCAGCCCAGCUGCUGUGCCCCAGCCCCCUGCCCAACCCUCAUCUGCACCCCAGUGAGCUGUGUGUCCAGCGCCUGCUGCCAAUCUGUCUGUAGCAGCUCCUGCACACCCUCAUGCUGCCAGUCUAGCUGCCAGCCAGCUUGCUGCACCUGCUCCCCCUGCCAGCAGUCCUGCUGUGUGACCCUGUGCUGCAAGCCUGUCUGCUGCACACCCAUCUGCUCUGGGUCCUCCUCAUGCUGCCAGCAGUCUACCUGCCAGCCCUCAUGCUGUCAGUCCUCCUGCUGUGUGCCUGUGUGCUGCAAGCCUGUCUGCUGCACACCCAUCUGCUCUGGGUCCUCAUGCUGCCAGCAGUCUAGCUGCCAGCCCUCAUGCUGCACCUCCUCACCCUGUUCUGUGACUCUUUGCUGCAAGCCUGUCUGCUGCACACCCAUCUGCUCCGGGUCCUCCUCAUGCUGCCAGCAGUCUAGCUGCCAGCCCUCAUGCUGCCAGCCAUCCUGCUGUGUGCCUGUGUGCUGCAAGCCUGUGUGCUGCAAGCCCGUCUGCUGCAAGCCCUGCUCCAGCGUGUCCCUGCUCUGCCGCCCUGUGUGCAGACCCGCCUGCUGUGUGCCCACCUCCUCCUGCUGCUCCUCCUCCUGCCAGCCCAGCUGCUGCAAGCCCUGCUCCAGCGUGUCCCUGCUCUGCCGCCCUGUGUGCAGACCCGCCUGCUGUGUGCCCACCUCCUCCUGCUGCUCCUCCUCCUGCCAGCCCAGCUGCUGCAAGCCCUGCUCCAGCGUGUCCCUGCUCUGCCGCCCUGCCUGCUCCAGCCAGGCCUGCUGUGGCUUCUCCUCAGGCCAGAAGUCCAGCUGCUGAUGGGUCUGUUCCUGGUGCCAGCUGACUCAGGUCCCUCCCUGUGGUCCCUCUCCGCCUCUCCAGUCUGCUCCUGACCUGGGAUAGACAGUUCUCCAGGAUGAAGCCUCCAACCUGUCCUUUGUGACUUGACCUCUCCUCCUGCUUCCCAGGAGGCCUGAUGAUCCUCAGGGUCACUGUCCCUGUCCCUGUCCCUGUCCCUCUGUUCUGGUUACCUGACCCUGAUACAGCUUGUCAGCAGCCCAUGGCUUCAAUAAACUCUUCUAGCCA